AGGUGGAUGGUUGAUGCUGAGGUGGAUGGUUGAGGCUCUGACACUAAAAGUUGAUGGUUGCAUAAGGACUUUCAACAACAUACUUAUUGAAGCAGCCACGUACAAAUAUUAGAAAACUGGAGAGAAAGGAAUUGAUGUACAGUUUGUAUGGAUUUAAUCUCACUGAAUUAUACAUACCAAAGAAAGUAUUUUGAAAGACAGGGCAAAAUAAAACCUUGGUCUCUUUGUAUCAGGUACUAGAAAUAGUAUUAGAAAUGACUAAUGAAUCUGAAUGUCAUAGAAAUGUAUUUGAAAGGCUGAGUAGAUCUAUAACUUGCUAUAAUAACAUGAACAUAAAUAAGCUCAUUUAGGGAGCAACUUGCAGUAUGAACAGAUGGAGUGACCAGUAGAAAGAGAAAAAAAAAGAUAGCAGGGUAAGAUAAACAGUGAGAAAGAUGAACUGAAAGUGAGUCUGUUGAUAUUGUCUCCAUGACUGCUGUGAAGAACAAGACACUAUUGCUGUCAGUAUAUAAUGUUCAAUAGUGUUGUUAGUACAUCAUCUUCACUAGUGUUAUCAGAGCAUGUGACUCAAGUGUUGUGUUGUCAGGUUCCUCACACAAAUGUGCUGACCAAGAUGGACUUACUGAACAAGGCGGCACAACAACACCUUGAGAUGUUCCUUGUUCCGGAGGUACGACAGUUGCUACACUCACAACAUGCCACUUCUAAGUUCAAUAAAAAGCAUCACAAGUUGACCCGGGCCCUGGGUAGAGUUCUCGACGAAUAUUCCCUUGUACAUUAUGUUCCUCUCAGCAUUAAGAAGGAAGACUCUUUGAUGGAUGUACUUAUUCAGACAGACUUUGCUCUGCAAUAUGGUGAAGAUCAAGAUGUCAGAACAACAGACUUUGAGUAUCCUGACCAAGAUGAUGACGACAGAGGUCCAUCCUUUGCUUACUAAACUUUCGUGCAAGUUCUAAGCCCUUUAUACAACAUGUCAAGUGUGCAAAGAAUUCCUUCGCAUUGAGGCUAGUUCCAGAGCUAAAGGGUACGAGUUAACGAGGAGAAGCUAAAGGAAGCUAAGAUAACACUGAAGGACAAAAGUACCAGUACGAUAGUGUUGAAUAUCACAUCCGUUGUAGUACCCACAAGAUGUUUGAAGUGAAUUAACAGUGUUAACAGAGGUUGUAGUAAAUAAGCUUGAUAUUCAGUUAUACAACGAGUCAGUUUCAUUUAUUAUUGCAUUCAGUUUCCCAGAAAGUUCUUUUAUAGAUAUGACUUAUUUCCAAAUUUUAACGUACAAGGAAUCAGUUUCAUUUCUUCACACAAGUACUGUUGCAACAACACAUUUCUUCACACAAGUACUGUUGCAACAACACAUUUCUUCACACAAGUACUGUUGCAACAACACAUUUCUUCACACAGUACUGUUGCAACAACACAUUUCUUCACACAAGUACUGUUGCAACAAACACAUUUCUUCACACAAGUACUGUUGCAACAACACAUUUCUUCACACAAGUACUGUUGCAACAACACAUUUCUUCACACAAGUACUGUUGCAACAACACAUUUCUUCACACAAGUACUGUUGCAACAACACAUUUCUUCACACAAGUACUGUUGCAACAACACACAUUAAUAUUGGCAAACUUUACUUUCAUUUUGUCAGUGUGCUAAUUACUGUGUAGAAUUGUUUUGUAAAAAAUCUAUUAAAGAACAAAUAAUUUAUGAAUAGAACUUAUUUAAGCCUUUCAGGG
Cherax quadricarinatus is the source of this 1736-nucleotide messenger RNA. The record is from RefSeq and is a predicted model, not a curated record. Lineage: Eukaryota; Metazoa; Arthropoda; Malacostraca; Decapoda; Parastacidae.